GCCCGCGCGCCGCUGGCUCAGACGGCCGCGGCCGCGGGACGCGCACCAUGCUUCCCGGUCCGCUGCGUCCGCUGCCGCGGCUCCUCGUGCUGGGGCUCGGGCUGGCGCUACUGGGCGCGGCGGGCGGGGAGCGAGUGCCAGGCACCACCCCCUGCUCUCGCGGCAGCUCCUGGAGCGCAGACCUCGACAAGUGCAUGGACUGCGCGUCUUGCCCGGCGCGACCACACAGCGACUUCUGCCUGGGCUGCGCUGCAGCCCCUCCAGCCUCCUUCCCCCUGCUGUGGCCCAUCUUGGGGGGUGCUCUGAGCCUAGCCCUCGUGCUGGGACUGCUUUCUGGCUUCUUGGUCUGGAGACGGUGCCGCAGGAGAGAGAAGUUUACUACCCCCAUUGAGGAGACCGGCGGGGAGGGCUGUCCUGGUGUGGCACUGAUCCAGUGACAGAGCCCUUGCCAGCAGGAGGCCCCACCCACUCAUCAUUCAUUCAUUCAUUCAUUUUGGAGCCAGCCCCCUCACUCCAGACACAGCCAGAGCCAGACUCUUCCAACCACAGGGGUGUGGAGGGAUGGGGGACUGGUGAAUCAGCUCUCCGAGGCCUGGGCCCAGGCUUCAGAGGAGCCUUCCAAGGUGUCUGACUGCCCUGUCUCUGGCUCCAGGACAGGAAAGGAGCCCCACACUGGCUCACACCAGACAGCUGACACCAAGGAACCGCAGCAUUUGCACAAAGGGUCCCUCCCUCCGCCCCCAUGGCCCGAGGGCCCGAGGGCCAGCCUUCAUCAGGCCCCACCCACUCAGACUGACGUUCUGAAAUUCCACCGUGGGGUCUCUGCCUGGGGGGUUAGGGACCUGUUGCUAACACUAGGGGGCUGGCCCUCUAGGGGGGCUGGCCCUAAGACACUGUCCCCCCCCACUCCCAAAGGGGGGGAAAUAUUUAUUUUGGGGAGAGAGUUUGGAAGGGAGGGAAAAUUUAUUAAUAAAAGAAUCUUUAACUUUAAAUGGUU
This is a messenger RNA of Mustela erminea (ermine), 997 nucleotides long. It is a transcript of the gene TNFRSF12A, whose product is annotated as TNF receptor superfamily member 12A. Gene Ontology annotation, biological process: positive regulation of apoptotic process. The coding region runs from base 48 to 437 and encodes 129 amino acids. NCBI's taxonomy places the organism in Eukaryota, Metazoa, Chordata, Mammalia, Carnivora, Mustelidae. The transcript is spliced from 4 exons. The record is from RefSeq and is a predicted model, not a curated record. Gene Ontology annotation, cellular component: plasma membrane. Gene Ontology annotation, molecular function: protein binding.